CACACAGGGAGUGUUGUGUUUGCACGAGCCAAGAGCGUACAUUUUCUGCUGAUGUGAAGUUACAAAAAAAGACUUUGCAAAAGUUUUUAUUUUUAUCACACAUAGUUCUCGGUUACGCAAAGGCGGAAAAAAGCAUCUCAACAAUGGCAGUCUUCAAUAAUUUCACGAAGAUAUGCAGGAAGAACUUUCAGAGCAACCAGUUGAAUAAGCAGCUGUUCUACGUUGUGCGUUCCUUACACAAGUCAGCAGCCAGCGAGGCUUUGGGGAUCUCUGCAACAGAAGAAGAGACCAUGCCCAACAGGAUGAUCAAACCGGAGGAGGUCAGCGAGAAAACUCAAAUCAAGACCCUGAACGACAUGCCCGGACCGAACACCCUGUCCAACUUGAUCGAGUUCUUUUGGAAGGACGGGUUUGGCAGAAUCCAUGAAAUUCAGAUGGAGCACCGGAAGAAGUAUGGGAAGAUCUUCAAGUCUCGUUUUGGGCCCCAGCUGGUGGUCUCCGUUGCAGAUCGUGACAUGGUGGCUCAGGUGCUGAGGGCAGAGGGGGUGGCCCCUCAGAGGGCUAACAUGGAUUCCUGGAAGGAGUACAGAGACAUGAGAGGACGGGCCACUGGGCUCAUCUCAGCGUGAGUCCCCUUCAGUGUUCAAACCAUGAGUUUUGGCAACCUCAGGAAAUAAUACCUUGAUCUGAGCAGAUGUGUUGAUUAGAUUUCCAGCGUGGUGGACGACCUCAUCCAGAGGGUGUACAGUCUGCGCACCCAGCAGCCGGAUAGAGCAACUGUCCUCAAUGUGAAUGACCUCUUCUUUAAAUAUGCCAUGGAAGGAGUGGCCGCUAUUUUGUACGAAUGCAGACUAGGAUGUUUGGAAAAUAAUAUUCCCCAGAAAACCCAGGACUACAUCGCUGCACUGAACCUCAUGUUUAGCUCCUUCAAGAUGACCAUGUAUGCUGGAGCGAUCCCCAAGUGGCUCCGACCCAUUAUCCCCAAACCAUGGGAGGAGUUCUGUCUGUCCUGGGAUGGUCUUUUCAAAUUCAGCAUUGUUCACGUCAAUAAGAGGCUCUCGGAGAUCAAGGCCCAGCUGGAGCGGGGAGAGGAGGUGAAGGGGGGACUGCUCACACACAUGCUCAUUACCAGGGAGAUGAGCGUCGAGGAGAUCUACGCUAACGUAACAGAGAUGCUGCUGGCUGGGGUCGACACGACAUCCUUUACCCUGUCAUGGGCCUGCUACCUGUUAGCACGACACCCUCAUGUACAGCAUCAAAUCCACACAGAAAUUAAAAAGACUCUGGAACCCGGAGCAGUCGCCACAGCCGAGGACGUCUCUAACCUGCCGCUCAUCAGAGGGCUGGUUAAAGAGACUCUCAGGCUCUUUCCAGUUCUUCCAGGCAAUGGACGGAUCACCCAGGAUGACUUGGUAGUUGGUGGAUAUUUCAUCCCCAAAGGAACUCAGCUGGCCCUGUGCCACUACUCCACAUCUCUGGAAGAAGAGAACUUUUCGGAGCCUUUAGACUUUCAACCAGAUCGCUGGAUACGGAAAGAUACCACAGAUCGUGUUGACAACUUUGGCUCCAUUCCCUUUGGCUAUGGCAUCAGGAGCUGCAUUGGGAGGAGAAUUGCAGAGUUGGAGAUGCAUUUAGCUCUCAUAAGGCUCAUUCAGAAGUUCCACAUCUGCCUUUCUCCUCUCACUGCUGACAUCAAAGCCAAAACCCACGGCCUGCUUUGCCCCGGUGCCCCCAUCCACCUGCAGUUCAUCGACCGGGAAGUGGACGCACUCUCUUCUCCGUGAAGUCCGCUGUACUGUUGGAAGUUUUUAAACACUCUGCUUUUAGACACACUCUCCACUCCUAUAUUUUAGAUUAUGAGCUGAGAAUGAGGUUUUACUCAGGAAUGAAAUGUGUACAUUAGCGACUAGGACGCAUAUCCAGGACAAAUAUAAGCUGUAAGAAUAACAUUUGGACUGAAAAUCAACUUUUUUUUUUGUUUUGUUUUUUGAUUGUAACUACUUCUGUGAUUCAAUUAAAUAUGGAAAAAUUAAACUGAUCUCAAUGAAAAUCUUUACAUACUCUGACUGUAGCCUCUUACACUAUUGUGCAUGUAUGCAUAUAAUGUGGUCACAAAUAUUAAUGCAUGUAGACAUUCUGUUUCCUCUGAGUUUGAGCUAGGGCAGCUGUGAAUGUACUUAGCUUAGCUAAGUUAGCGUAGCUGUUUAUAACAAGCUUUACUCAAAGACUGUUACGAACCAAAUUUUGUUAAUUUUUUUUCCCUUUAAAACUAGCAUCAUUAUUAUUUUUUUUUUUAUUUGAUUAUUUUAUUUUUUUGCUUUAAUUUCUAGUGAAUAAGUGCAUUCAUAUACCGAAAAGGCAUUACAUGACUUUAAUCUGUGUACUGUAUAUCUCUGAAGUACAGACAAGAAAUGGUUUAAAAUAAAUUAACUUUUUUUUUUUUUUUAAAAACAUGGCAACUAGUUGAAUUCUCUCAUGAGCUACAAGCAAUGAAUGUAAGUGCACAUUUUCCAUUAAUCAAUCCACUGCCUAAGUUUUCAGGGGUUUGGAUCAAAGAAUGUGGUUAGACUUUUUGGUUUGUUUGCUAUUUGUGAGAAAGUCCUCACUAGCAUAUGUUUUAUUGUUGUGGCAUUUGUUGCUUUUGUUUGUUUUUGAGAUGGAAAAAGGUAUGUUACAGUACAGUUUGUUGGAAAGGAGAGAGGCAAGUUGUUUGCGUGCGUCAGCGUGAAGAAUCUCACUGGUUGGCAAUGAAGAAAAAACACUUUAAUUUUUAUCUGCUUUUUUGCCUCUGUAUUUUUUUGUUUGUUUUGUAGUUCCACUGAA
Molecule: messenger RNA, 2823 nt
Organism: Neolamprologus brichardi
Lineage: Eukaryota; Metazoa; Chordata; Actinopteri; Cichliformes; Cichlidae
Source: RefSeq, a predicted model, not a curated record